AUGGAAAAGGUGAACGAGACGGAUGUGGCUGCUGUUACUUUGCCGGACAUUCCGAAUCCCUUCACGCCUAUGGCAUUCUUGCCUCCGGAUGUUGCACUCCAGGUGACGAUUGCUACGUACAUUCUUGUGGGCGCCGCCUCUGUCCUUCUUUGGGACAUUCUCAGCCACCUCGUCGAUGACUAUCGCCUUCUCACUCGUUUCAAAAUUGGCCUUCCAACAAUCACGUAUUUUAUUUCUCGAUUUGCCGCCCUCACUUCCCUUGCUGGUUAUGUGGUUAUAAAUACUACCCCAAUCGGCGGUGAAAAUUGCAGCUUGGUCAAUACAAUCGUCAGCUCCUUUGUCCCAGUGGCAAUCCCCGGAACGUCACUUCUCCUCUUCUUCCACGUGUGUGCAGUUUACAAUAAGAACAGGUACAUCAUCGCGUUCUUCAGCUUCAUGUGGAUCGCGGUCAUCGGGGGUUCCGCCACUGCCGUUAUUGGAGGAUCCUAUCACAAACUCGGACUGACGGACUACUGCAUCAACGACACUCUCCCCAGCUACGCCUCAGCAGCGGCUAUCAUCCCAACAGCAAAUGAUUUCUGCAUUUACAUCGCAAUAGUGUGGCGCAUGUUGCAGAGCUCAUAUACAGACAAUACGGUGAAGAACAGGGUGCGAAUGAUGGUAUUCGGGGAUUAUCUCCCCAGAUUAUCCAAGGCUCUUCUACAUAAUGGCCAGGCGUACUUCAUGAGCACCGUUGGCAUUAAUCUGCUGACAGUAACAAUGUGGUAUAUCGACUCGGUUCCACUCCCCUAUCGUGCAAUGUUCGGGAUGCCGAACAUCGGUAUGAUGAAUAUCAUGGCGUGCCGUCUGUUCCGAAACAUGAAGUUUGGUCGAUUUGCCCCUGUUUCGUCGACACUGCCGACCAAAAUGGAUAAAACUUCCAAGAAUAGCAAGCCAAGCGAAUCCGUGCAGAAUCCCUCGGCGGCCGGCUCCAACACGGCAGCGACGGACAUCGACGCCUUUUACCCUAGCUCUCGAAGGACUAGCACUGAGGCGGAAUGCGGGGAGCGUGGUCAACAGGUCCCUCCAACGGCCUAUGGAGCAUAUUUAGAUCAAUCUUCGAUGGCUUGA
Messenger RNA from Cyclocybe aegerita, 1110 nucleotides. NCBI's taxonomy places the organism in Eukaryota, Fungi, Basidiomycota, Agaricomycetes, Agaricales, Hemipholiotaceae. The record is from the annotation of a GenBank genome assembly.